Messenger RNA from Penicillium manginii, 492 nucleotides. RefSeq lists its product as uncharacterized. Lineage: Eukaryota; Fungi; Ascomycota; Eurotiomycetes; Eurotiales; Aspergillaceae. The record is from RefSeq and is a predicted model, not a curated record. Bases 1 to 492 code for a protein of 163 amino acids. The transcript is spliced from 2 exons.
AUGGGAGCCAUUCGAAAAAUUCCACGCACCCGGCAGAUGCCAGACUUCCGACGUCGUUUGCAGCGCGCACUGUCCUUGUCAUCCUCGGAAUCCGAAUACAGCCCAAGCCCAUCCCGAUCUCUGUCUGGAGACACUACCGAGGAAGAGGCAUCGAUGCCCUCGAACAAGAACGACAAAGCUGUUCCGCAACUGGGCGAUCCUCCCAGUACCCACGAUCACGGGGUGCUUCCGAGUCCUCAAUACGGCGAACUCUUAUCUCAGCCCAGAGACAGCAACGUGCUUACCCUCACAUGCCUCGCAGAAUCCCUAGAUUGUAAAUUGACGGACCAAAAUAAGUGUAUCGAGGAUCUCCGCAGGGAUCUGGCAGACCUUCUCCACCGGCUGGAGGCUGUCGAGGCGGAAGCAGAGGAGCGGAUCAAAAGUGAUAUGACUGAUGCGCCAGUUGGGCCGGAGCAGAAGACGGAGCGGAAGCGGCGGUCGCAGCGGGGAUAA